Messenger RNA from Nicotiana tabacum (common tobacco), 1806 nucleotides. RefSeq lists its product as uncharacterized. The record is from RefSeq and is a predicted model, not a curated record. Gene Ontology annotation, biological process: cell surface receptor signaling pathway. Gene Ontology annotation, molecular function: protein binding. Lineage: Eukaryota; Viridiplantae; Streptophyta; Magnoliopsida; Solanales; Solanaceae.
AUGGCGGAAGAAGAGAAAUCAGUGCAAGAGGAGCUUUCACUUCCGAUUUUACUUGCUGACAGAGUCAUUAAAUCAGCCCAAGAAGCUGAAUCAUCCAAAGUGGAAUGUGCCGAACUGGCUCGUCACGCUACUCAGCUCAGCCAAUUCCUCCGAGCCACUGUUCGUCUCACCAGUUCGUCCCAAUCCCAGUCCCUCUACGACCGUCCCAUCCGCCGUAUAACUUCUGAAGUUACCAAAACUCUGGACCGGGCACUUACUCUUGUUCGCAAGUGUCGUCACAAGCCCAAUCUCCUCCGCCAUGUUCUCGCCAUCACUUCUACUGCAGACUUCCGGAAAGUCUCUACCCUUCUAGAAAAUUCCACGGCGGACGUCACGUGGCUGCUCUCCAUUUUCGACCCGGAUGCGGGCCCCACUCUUUCACUUCCCCCUAUUGCCAGCAACGACCCUAUUAUGGCUUGGGUUUGGUCUUACAUCGCUACUGUUCAAAUGGGUAAUCUCCAGUACCGAAUUGACGCUGCUCAGGAAUUAGCUAAUUUAGCACGCGAUAAUAACCGCAAUAAAAAAAUGAUUGUGGAAGAAAACGGAAUUCCGCCUCUACUGAAGCUACUGAAGGAAAGCAGUUCAGCAGCAGCACAAAUUGCUGCGGCAACUGCUUUGUACAACUUGGCUGACGAUGAGGAAAGAGUGAGAGCAAUAGCAAAUGAUCUUGGUGUUCAAAUUGUUGUAAAGGUGCUCGCUGAAGCGCCCAUGAGAGUUCAAAUUCACAUUGCGAAUUUGGUCUCAAGAAUGGCUGAUUUGGACGCAUACGCACAGGAAGAAUUUGGAAGAGAGAAUAUAACUAGGCCGUUGGUAACCCUUUUAGGAAUGGAUGUAGUUUUGGAUGAUAACAGAGAAUCACAGCCCCGUAAGACGCCUAGUUUACAUUCUUUAGUUCAGAUAAAUAAAGAGAUGGCUCGGAAUAAUUUUAGUUUUCAUUCUAAUUCAAUGGAUGGGAGUAGUAGAGGUGGACAUUAUGGUAAUAAGAAAGAGAAAGAUAGAGAAUUGGAGCCCCCUGAGGUGAAAGCUAAGCUUAAGGUAAGCUGUGCAAUGGCACUGUGGAAAUUGGCUAAAGGUAGUUUGUUAAAUACCAGGAAGAUUACUGAGGCUAAGGGUUUGCUUUGUUUGGCAAAGAUUAUUGAGAAGGAGAAAGGGGAUUUGCAGAUUAACUGUCUGAUGACAGUGAUGGAAUUGGCCGCAGUGGCAGAGUCUAAUGUUGAACUUAGACGAGUGGCGUUCAAGCCUACUUCACCUGCUGGAAAGGCGGUUAUUGAUCAGCUAUUAAGGGUGAUAAAUGAGGAAACCAGCGCCCCAUUGGUGAUUCCAGCUAUUAAGGCAAUUGGAUGUUUGGCUAGGACAUUUCCUGCAAAGGACACACGAAUCAUUGAGCUUAUAGUGGUUAAACUUGGGCAUAGAAAUACUGAUGUAGCUGUGGAAGCAUGUAUUGCUUUGGAGAAAUUCACAUGUCCGGACAAUUUUAAUCGCGUGGAGCAUUCAAAGGCAAUUGUUGAAUUCGAUGGAGUACCAAAGCUGAUGAAUUUGCUGAGGAGCAAUGACCGAGGCCAGGUACACGAGCUUCUAUUGCUCUGCUACCUUGCUUUACAUGUUGGUAACAGUAAGGCCCUUGAGCAAGCAAGAGCAUUAAGCUUCCUUGAGGGAGCUGCUCGUCAUGUAGUUUCUCAGCGUCCUGAUUUGAAGGAGUUGUUUGGCAAAGCGAUCCACCGUCUUACACUUUAUCAAGCUGGAGGUCAUACACAUAGACAAGCUUAA